AUGGCCGCCAAUUUCUGCGGUUGGACACUUCAGUCACCGUUUCUCUCUAACUUUAAACGCGCAUCGGUCAAAUCUCCCUUCAUACGAUCGUCUUCUUCAUCAUCCUCAUCCAAUGGCAAUCUUCCCAUCAAGAAAUCAUUCCCUGGUGAGCCUGAAGCAGAUGUUGUGGUUAUUGGAAGUGGCAUAGGUGGAUUAUGUUGUGGUGCAUUGUUAGCUAGGUACAAUCAAGAUGUGCUCGUCCUCGAAAGCCACGACCUUCCCGGUGGCGCUGCUCACUCCUUUGAGGUCAAAGGUUACAAAUUUGACUCAGGCCCGUCUCUGUUUUCAGGGUUACAAUCACGAGGCCCUCAAGCAAACCCACUUGCUCAAGUUUUAGAUGCUUUAGGAGAAUCACUUCCAUGUGCUAAGUAUGAUUCUUGGAUGGUCUACUUACCAGAAGGAGAUUUCUUGUCACGCAUUGGCCCUACCGAUUUCUUCAAGGAUCUAGCGAAAUAUGCAGGCCCUAACGCAGUCCAAGAAUGGGAGAAGCUUCUUGGAGCAAUACUCCCUCUGUCUUCUGCUGCUAUGGCAUUACCACCAUUGUCUAUUCGUGGAGAUCUUGGUGUUCUCUCCACAGCUGCUGCUAGAUAUGCUCCUUCACUCUUGAAAUCUUUCAUCAAAAUGGGACCUAAAGGAGCAUUGGGAGCCACAAAGCUUCUCCGUCCUUUUGUGGAGAUCGUUGAUUCUUUGGAGUUGAAAGACCCGUUUGUUCGAAACUGGAUUGAUCUUCUUGCUUUCCUUCUCGCUGGUGUCAAAUCUGAUGGCAUACUUUCAGCAGAGAUGAUCUACAUGUUUGCCGAAUGGUACAAGCCAGGCUGCACGUUAGAGUACCCUAUCGAUGGUACCGGCGCAGUGGUUGAAGCGCUUGUCCGUGGCUUGGAGAAGUUUGGUGGACGUUUGUCACUUAAGAGCCAUGUUGAAAACAUUGUCAUAGAGAAUGGUAAAGCUGUUGGAGUCAAGCUCAAGAACGGUCAAUUUGUUCGAGCAAGAAAGGCUGUAGUGAGCAACGCAUCGAUGUGGGACACGUUAAAGCUCUUACCUCCAGGAGCUCUUCCAGACUCAUACGUUAAGGGUGUGAACAAAACGCCACAAUGUGAAUCUUUCAUGCAUCUUCACUUGGGAUUCGACGCAAAGGAACAAGGAAUAGCAGAUGAUCUUGAGAUUCAUCAUAUUGUUGUCAACGACUGGGACCGAGGUGUGGAUGCUGACCAGAAUGUGGUUCUGAUAUCAGUCCCUAGCGUUCUUAGCCCGAACCUCGCACCCCCGGGGAAACAUGUUCUGCAUGCUUACUUGCCAGGCACGGAACCUUUUGAUCUCUGGGAAGGUCUUGACAGGAGAAGUGACGAGUACAAGAAUCUCAAAGCUCAACGUUCCGAGGUAAUGUGGAAAGCGGUGGAGAGGGCGUUAGGGCCAGGGUUUAAGAGGGAGAAGUGUGAGGUGAGUAUGGUGGGAACGCCGUUGACGCAUCAGAGGUUUCUCAGGAGGAAUAGAGGAACAUAUGGGCCUGCGAUAGAGGCCGGGAAAGGUACGUUUCCUGGCCAUUCUACUCCCAUUCCGCAGCUUAUGUGUUGCGGUGACUCGACCUUUCCCGGGAUCGGAGUUCCUGCCGUGGCUGCUAGUGGUGCGAUUGUGGCGAACUCGCUUGUUACUGUUUCUAAGCAUUCUGAGCUUCUUGAUGCUAUAGGGUUGUAG
This is a messenger RNA of Microthlaspi erraticum, 1731 nucleotides long. Lineage: Eukaryota; Viridiplantae; Streptophyta; Magnoliopsida; Brassicales; Brassicaceae. The record is from the annotation of a GenBank genome assembly.